CGCUCGCAUUUCACACGGGAAAACAGAACAAGGCAGUCGGCCGGCAGGGAUUUGUCGUGGAGCAUCCUGCUGGGUCGGGCUGGCUGUGCCUCCCUGGUGCCCGUUUGCUGUCCCAGCGGCACGUGGCGUUUGUGAGAUGCAGGCUCCUGUCAGGGCAGGCAGGCAGCCAGAGGGCUAUAUUUAGCUACAGCAACAAAACAGGCAGCAGAAUCAGCUGACUGGAGGCAGGGAGCCUGAUGCAUGGGUUAGUUGUAGACAGCACAUACUCUGUACUGAAAACAGGGAGGGACACAGCGGGGGAGAGACGUGGGAGCCAGGGGAGAGGAAAGCCGCCCACCUCUCCGCACCAACAGCAGGGCAGCCAUGGCACCCCGGGUAAGAUUAAGCCUUUCAAAGCCUCUCCCAACCAUACGUGAAACCCACGAGGAGGCGAUGGAAGACUCAAGCACCAACCCGAAGUGCACUGGAAGCGCUGCAGCCAGCCCGGACUCGUACUCCAGUGACGAUUACAUCCAGUCCAUUUGCCACCUCGCCAGACCCACAUUCCUGGGCCUUCCUGAAAGCAGCCACAAGGGCCAGGACAGGAGGACCCUGAAGACCAUUGAAGACAUUUCAUGGUCUCCAUCCCCUGGGGGGAUACAGCAGGAAAUGUCAAAAUGUAAAUUAACCAAUUUCAUCUCAAACGUGGUGCCGCUGGGAAAGGUUGAUCCUGCAGAAACCGAGCUCUGGUCCAGAGAGGACCCCCUGGCUCAGAUCUACACCCAUGCAGGAAAGCUCUGCUCCUCCAAGGCUUCUUUGUACAGCAAAAGCUCCAGCACUGAAUACGCACAGUGCAACUCUUCCUGCCUGAACAGUGAACUUCAUCCUCCAGCCAUGAAAGGAAAAGCCACAGGGAAACCCACUUUUCCACGAGUGUUCAGUUUUCCAAGGCUUCCCUCCCCAAGACCAGUGCAGAAAGAAGCAGUCUGCUCAGAGAUGAAGUAUCUCAGAAGAGAUGAGGGAACAGUUUUAGGGAGUAACCACAGUCAGAAAGAAAACGGCCCCAUGUUCGUCAGUGGUGAAGAGCUAUCUCCAUCUUCAGCCAGAGGGAAGCUGGUUGGAAACCCAGCCUUGCGCUGCUCAGGCAGAAGCUGCUUGUUCAAUACAACAGGCACUGAUGAGCAAGAAGGGAGAGAAACUUCUCACUGUGACCACAAAAACGAAGCGGGCGAUAUUCCCAGCAAGCAGAGAUAUUUCCAGGUACCUAAAAAAGCCAUGAUUCACAACUGGAUUUCAGAGCACAGAUGCAUCUGGAAAGAAGCAAAGAUAAAAGCUUGUUUGCUCCCAGCCAUUGCUGAAGUGUGAAGAGGUAGCUGCUAGGAGUACUUUUAUUCACAAGAUAUAACCACCCUGUGCUCUAGAAGCAGUCCCCUGGAGUUCUUACACAGAAAACAUGGCUUGAAUGUGCAUGCAAGUCAGGCAGACCUUUGUGACCCAUUGUAUCCCUCAGUAGUGGGCAAAGGGAUGAUUCAGAGUCUCAUCCGCUAAGGAAACAAGCAAUCAGUUCUCAUUUUGGACAGGCAAUAGUCCAUAGAGCAUCUCCCCCCACCUAUUGCCUGGAACUGCCCUGAGCAUGAAGAAAAGCUGGAGAGAGUCCAAAGCCCAUUUGCUCUGGAGGAAAAGUGACUUUCAGGAACAUCAAACUCCUGAUGUUUUCCAGCAAAUGCCAGGCAGCCAGAUGUAGCUCACACUCGGGUACUGUUACUCUGAAAGGAACAUUUUGACCAACGCUUGGACAGUACUAAAUGCGCUCUCUCUGACAUACACAUUUACUAGGAGACCCUUCAGAGAUCACUGUGUCAACAACUGGAAUACCACUGGAUAGGUCACCUCUUAGUGCAGUAGCAUAAAGAAAUAGCUUUUAAAAGUCUUUUGUGAGGAUUUGCUAAAGGGCAGCAUGAAGAAUAUCAGCUCCUCCGGGUGGGGGUAUCCCUGUUGCUUUCCCUGGCACAUCCCUAUUAUCUUUACUCCUUGAUGUACCCUUGAGCGAGGAGCAUUGGUGGGCAUUGCCAUGCCAGUGCUGCAGCUCUCCUGGAGCUGUACCAACCUGUGAUGCCAGCUGUAAAACAGGUAUCCCGCUGGUCCCUGCACUGUCACAUCUGCAUCAGGUGUGCUGUGGUGAGCGUCAGGUCAUCCCUAGCUGCUGGGCUUCACUGUUCAAACUGUCUCUCAUUGGUGCUUUCUCCUGCAGUCAGAGCAUCCUUGUGUACCUGUGUUUAGUACCACAGUCUCUGUAGUCACCCAAGAGCAGUAGGUGAGAAAACUGCAAAGCAACACUAGAUUAAUUACUACUACUGCUACUACUACUAGGAAUAACUCUUUUGGCACAGAGAAGAGCACAGGGACCAGGCUGUUUGCUCAGCAGCAGCCAAGAUGGGAAACACCAUUGGAAAGCUGCAAUUAUAAAAAUGCUCACAAACAAUUCCUAAACCUCCCUCGGGCAGAUUAAAUCAGAAGGCAACUUCUGCUCAGUGCCAACAGGAGGGUAAAUAUGCCCCAGGAUCAAAAGGUGAGCAUAUUUGAGGUUUCAUUUUCACAUCUCUUACCUCAAAUAGUUUUUCUCCUGUUGAAACUCAUUAGCAUGAACUGCCUCUCAGCCUGGUUUUUGAACCAACCACACAGCAAGAACAAAAGUGAAGGUGGCUCCAGCAUUUAUUAUAGCUGAUGGAGAGAUUUGGAUUGGGGGGGUGCCAGCCGGCUCUGCCUCCUCCUCCUCUUUCCUUUCCUUC
Messenger RNA from Pezoporus flaviventris, 2768 nucleotides. RefSeq lists its product as uncharacterized. The coding region runs from base 364 to 1344 and encodes 326 amino acids. NCBI's taxonomy places the organism in Eukaryota, Metazoa, Chordata, Aves, Psittaciformes, Psittacidae. The transcript has 2 exons. The record is from RefSeq and is a predicted model, not a curated record. Gene Ontology annotation, cellular component: mitochondrion. Gene Ontology annotation, biological process: regulation of autophagy.